Molecule: messenger RNA, 1455 nt
Organism: Xylaria bambusicola
Lineage: Eukaryota; Fungi; Ascomycota; Sordariomycetes; Xylariales; Xylariaceae
Product: vacuolar ATP synthase subunit D
Exons: 4
Coding region: 213-1310 (365 amino acids)
Biological process (GO): proton transmembrane transport; vacuolar transport; vacuolar acidification
Cellular component (GO): proton-transporting V-type ATPase, V0 domain; fungal-type vacuole membrane; vacuolar proton-transporting V-type ATPase complex
Molecular function (GO): proton-transporting ATPase activity, rotational mechanism
Source: RefSeq, a predicted model, not a curated record
GGCGAUGGCGGCGUGUGGCAUGUGCUCUUCAAGGCCCCAGGCUUAAUCCAACGCAAGCAAGCUCCACUGCCAUCACGCCUGCUAACCAACCUAUCAUACCUCAACUCUAAAUCAACUGCUGGAGUUGGUGCAGCAGGCAUCCAAUCUAGAUUCAAAUAUCAAGAUAUCUGCAUCAAAUACUCCCCUGAAAGUUCGCAUUCCUAUCUACCAAGAUGGAAGGGCUGUUCUUUAAUGUGAACAAUGGCUAUAUCGAGGGCAUUGUUCGAGGCUAUCGGAAUGGCCUUCUCACAGGUGCCAACUACUCCAAUUUGACGCAAUGCGAGACCAUCGAUGACCUCAAACUUCAGCUUGGCCCAGCUUACGGCGACUUCCUUGCCUCCCUACCGCCGAACCCAUCCACUUCCAGUCUUGCUGCGAAAACAACCGACAAAUUAGUCUCUGAGUUCAGAUAUGUUCGUGCGAAUGCCGUGGGAUCACUGGCACAGUUCUUGGAUUACCUUACCUAUGGCUAUAUGAUCGACAACGUUGCGCUGCUCAUCACGGGCACGCUACACGAGCGAGACACCCGCGAGCUACUAGAGAGAUGUCAUCCCUUAGGCUGGUUCGAGACGAUGCCGGUGCUCUGUGUUGCUACCAACAUUGAGGAGCUUUACAACAGUGUUCUAAUAGAGACACCACUGGCCCCCUACUUCAAAGGCAGCCUGAGCCAUCAAGAUCUAGAUGAGCUGAACAUUGAGAUUGUGAGGAACACCUUAUACAAGAACUAUCUUGAAGAUUUCCAUAACUUCGUCAACACACACCCGGAUAUGGCUGGCACUCCUACUGCGGAAGUUAUGAGCGAAAUUCUGGAAUUUGAAGCAGAUAGACGGGCUAUCAACAUCACACUCAACUCGUUUGGGACCGAGCUUAGCAAGGCGGAUCGUAAAAAGCUAUACCCAAGCUUCGGCCGGCUAUACCCAGAAGGCACCUUGAUGCUUUCGCGGGCUGAUGAUUUCGAGGGCGUGCGACUAGCCGUUGACGGUGUAUCCGACUACAAGAACUUCUUCGAUGCUGCAGGCUUGGGUGGCGGUCCUUCGGGACCUGGUAACAUGGCCGGCGGCUCUGGUGGCAAUGGAAGGAGCCUAGAAGACAUGUUCUACCAGAAGGAGAUGGAGAUUUCAAAGAAUGCUUUUACCAGGCAAUUCACCUACGCCAUUGUAUAUGCUUGGGUAAAGCUGAGAGAACAGGAAAUCCGUAAUAUCACGUGGAUCGCCGAGUGCAUAGCACAGAACCAGAAAGAAAGGAUCGGCAAUUACAUCAGCGUGUUUUAAUGGGAUCCCGGCGGCCUUAUAAAUUUGAUUUCUUCCAUGUUGCUGCUCUUUUCUUCACUUCUGUAGUACUAAUGCGAGAGGAUACCAAAUGGAUGAAUUGAAAGUGUGCAGGCGAAAAGUAAAAACGACAUCAUGACCCAGCGGC